Molecule: messenger RNA, 469 nt
Organism: Nematocida parisii ERTm1
Lineage: Eukaryota; Fungi; Microsporidia
Product: 40S ribosomal protein S13
Exons: 1
Coding region: 1-462 (153 amino acids)
Biological process (GO): translation
Cellular component (GO): cytosolic small ribosomal subunit; ribosome; nucleolus
Molecular function (GO): small ribosomal subunit rRNA binding; structural constituent of ribosome
Source: RefSeq, a predicted model, not a curated record
AUGGGUCGCAUGCACAAUCAAGGAAAAGGUAUCUCUGGAUCAACAACACCAUACGUUAGAGAGAGUCCAGAGUGGUUAGACGCAAACAUUGAUGAGAUAGAAGGAAAGAUAAUAGCAUAUGCCAAGAAAGGCCUUACUCUGUCCCAGAUUGGAACAAUCCUCAGAGAUGAGUACCACAUUGGUAACAUGAAAUUCUUCAGUGGAAGAAAGCUUCUUAUGAUCCUCAUGAAGAACAACUUAGCCCCACAAGUACCAGAAGACUUAGCAGCACUUGUUAAGAAGGCUAUUAGCAUUAGAAAGCACUUAGAGUCAAACACAAGAGACACUGACUCCAAGUACAGACUAAUCUUAGUUGAGUCAAGAAUAAGCAGAUUAGCUAGAUACUACAAAACAAGAAAGGUUAUUCCAGCAAACUGGACACCUCCUUACAGAUCAGCCGUGAAGAGAAACAGUGGUCUAUAAAUAAAUA